Salpingoeca rosetta is the source of this 1542-nucleotide messenger RNA. RefSeq lists its product as uncharacterized. Gene Ontology annotation, biological process: glycosaminoglycan metabolic process. Lineage: Eukaryota; Choanoflagellata; Craspedida; Salpingoecidae. The transcript is spliced from 17 exons. The record is from RefSeq and is a predicted model, not a curated record. Bases 1 to 1542 code for a protein of 513 amino acids. Gene Ontology annotation, molecular function: glycosaminoglycan binding; N-acetylglucosamine-6-sulfatase activity.
AUGUUGACUGGGAAGGAUGAUGAUGAUGAGACGCAGGAUGAUGGUGGUGGCGGUGGUACAACUGCUCGUGUUGAUGUGUUGCGGAAGGCGUCCAUCUUCUUUCUGCUCACGGAUGACCAAGACGUCGACAUGGGCUUUGUGUCCCAGCCCAAGCUCGUCAGCCUGUGGCAGAAGCAAGGCGCCACAUUGGAAGCAGCCUUUGCCAGCACACCUGUGUGUUGUCCUUCACGCGCAGGCAUCCAGACGGGAAGGUACAUCCACAACGUCCCCAUGACCAACAACUCCAUCCCGGGCAAUUGUUCCAGCACUGCGUGGCAGCAAGGCGCCGAGAGGCACAACAUCGGCCACCUCAUGAAACAAGCCGGUUACACAACAAUGUACACGGGCAAAUACUUGAACCAAUACGGUGCACCGAGUGCCGGUGGUGUGCAGCAUGUUCCUCGCGGAUGGGACAACUGGCAAGCACUUGUCGGCAACAGCGUGUACUACGACUACGUGAUCUCCAACAACGGAACCCCGGAGUCACACGGCAACACGUACCUGCCAAACCUGCUGUUGGACAAGACAUCCGAUUUCCUGCGGACACUGGAAGGGACUGAUGACCCCUUCUUCAUCAUGGUUGGCACUCCGUCAUGCCACGACCCCACAGAGCCUGCACCAGAAUAUGCGCACCUCCUGCCAAACGCAACUGCCCCGCGCCCGCCAAACUACGGCAAGGCGUUUCGAGACAAGCACUGGUUUGUUGCAAAGCAAGGAGAGGUCGCAGGUUUUGGAUCAGGGUAUGCGCCAAUCGAGGAGAAGUACAAUGAUCUGCAGUACCGCCGACGCGCCCUCACGCUCAUGACUGUUGAUGACAUCGUCGCAAACGUCACAGCAACCCUGAAGAGCAUGGGGCGACUGAACAACACAUAUUUCUUCUACGCCUCAGAUCACGGCUAUCAUCUUGGCAACUUUGCGGUCCUCAAGGAUAAACGCCUGCCCUACGAAACAGACCUUCGCAUCCCAGCCGUUGUUCGUGGGCCACACAUCAAACCAGGUCAUGUCGUUCGCUCCCCCGUCACUCUCGUCGACUUUGCACCAACGUUCCUCGACAUUGCUGGCGCGCCAAUCCCAGACACGAUGGAUGGCGUCAGCAUGCUCCCAGUUCUCACCGGCCAAGAGGCUGAUGUGCGAACGGACUUCCUCGUUGAGUAUCACGGGGAGGGGCAGCCGCCGUCAAGCCAGCGGCUGCCAUGCCUCAUGCAUCCACCGCGAUGGCCGCACGCGCCAAUCUGCAGCUGCCAAGAUGCACACAACAACACAUACGAGUGUGUGCGAACACUUGACCGCCAGAAUGGACUGAACACGCUGUACUGCGAGAUGGAGUCUGGAUUCAGGGAAUUCUACAACAUCACAGGCGACCCACAUCAGCUGGUGAAUGCCAUUAACACGACAGAACCAACGCUCAUCGCACAACUGGCUCGCCGCUUGCACGCUCUCAAGCAAUGCAAGGGCCCUUCGUGUCGUCAGAGACACACAGCACAGCACAACCCAACGUCUUAA